Sinocyclocheilus grahami is the source of this 3724-nucleotide messenger RNA. RefSeq names its product integrin, beta 1a (gene itgb1a). Gene Ontology annotation, molecular function: C-X3-C chemokine binding; integrin binding; fibronectin binding. Gene Ontology annotation, cellular component: cell surface; synapse; integrin complex. The coding region runs from base 178 to 2565 and encodes 795 amino acids. Gene Ontology annotation, biological process: cell adhesion mediated by integrin; cell-matrix adhesion; integrin-mediated signaling pathway. Lineage: Eukaryota; Metazoa; Chordata; Actinopteri; Cypriniformes; Cyprinidae. The transcript has 16 exons. The record is from RefSeq and is a predicted model, not a curated record.
UCAGCCUCUUCACAGCAGAGACGCGCAGAAUGGACUGUUUGCUGAGAUUUGUUUUUGACUGACGGAUUUCAGAGAGUCUCUUUUAGGGUUAAAGAGAAACAGAAGGAUACACGUUGACAAAAGACCCCUAUGAGGCUUCGAAAGUGAAGAGAGAGAACUAGUAAUAAAAGCCAUAAGAUGGACCUGAAGCUACUUUUCAUGUCAACAUUAUUCGGGAUCAUUUGUUGCAGCAGCGCGCAGCAAGAGGGCAACGAGUGCAUCAAAGCCAACGCUUUAUCCUGUGGCGAGUGCAUACAAGUGGGGGCUAAAUGUGGAUGGUGCACUGAUACAGAGUUUCUGAAGCAGGGCGAGCCGACGUCAGCACGCUGUGAUGAGCUGGAGUCGCUCAGAAAGAGAGGCUGCGACAAGAUCGAGAACCCUCACGGGAGCCAAAGGAUCCUCAAGAACAAAGCCGUGACCAACCGCAAGAAAGGAGCAGAGAAACUCCGACCCGAGGACAUUACACAGAUCCAGCCUCAGAAACUCAGCCUCAACCUCAGAGCUGGGGAACCUCAGAAUAUCAUACUGAGGUUCAAGAGGGCAGAGGACUAUCCCAUAGACCUGUACUACCUGAUGGACCUGUCCUACUCCAUGAAGGAUGACUUGGAGAACGUCAAGAACCUAGGGACUAGUCUGAUGAAGGAAAUGUCCAAGAUCACCUCAGAUUUCAGAAUAGGUUUCGGCUCUUUCGUGGAGAAGACGGUGAUGCCGUAUAUCAGCACGACUCCAGCCAAGCUCCUGAACCCCUGCACAGGGGACCAAAACUGCACCAGCCCCUUCAGCUACAAGAACGUGCUGAAACUCACCAGCAACGGGCAGCAGUUCAACAGUCUGGUGGGACAACAGCAGAUAUCUGGCAACCUGGACUCACCUGAGGGGGGGUUUGAUGCCAUCAUGCAAGUGGCAGUCUGUGGAGAUCACAUCGGCUGGAGAAACGUCACUCGUUUGUUGGUGUUCUCAACAGACGCAGGUUUCCAUUUUGCCGGCGAUGGCAAACUAGGUGGAAUCGUGCUUCCCAAUGAUGGGAAAUGCCACUUGGAAAACAACGUGUACACCAUGAGCCAUUAUUACGAUUACCCAUCCAUCGCCCACCUGGUUCAGAAACUGAGUGAAAACAACAUCCAGACCAUCUUUGCAGUUACAGAGGAGUUUCAGCCUGUUUACAAAGAACUUCAAAACCUGAUCCCAAAGUCUGCAGUCGGGACGCUUUCAGCAAACUCCAGCAAUGUUAUCAAUCUUAUUGUUGAUGCCUACAAUUCUCUUUCUUCAGAGGUGAUCCUUGAGAACAGUAAGCUUCCUGAAGGAGUGACCAUCACCUAUCAGUCGCGCUGUAAGAACGGAGUGGUGAAUGAGGGAGAGAACGGAAGAAAGUGCUCUAACAUCUCCAUCGGAGACGAGGUAUCAUUCAACAUUAAUAUCACGGCUCAAGGCUGCCCCAAACAAGGCAAACCUGAAAGCAUUAAGAUCAAGCCCCUGGGCUUCACUGAGGAGGUGGAGAUCUUGCUCAACUUCAUCUGCGAGUGUGAAUGUCACAAGCACGGCAUCAAGAACAGUGACAUGUGUCAUAACGGCAACGGCACGUUUGAGUGUGGAGCCUGCAGGUGCAAUAAGGGACGUGUGGGCAGGCAGUGUGAAUGUCGAAAAGACGAGGUGUCCACCGAGGACCUGGACAAAAACUGCCGCAAGGACAACGGCACGGACAUCUGCAGCAAUAACGGCGAGUGCGUGUGUGGCACCUGCGAAUGCAAGAAAAGAGACAAUCCUGAAGAGCGCUACAGCGGCAAAUUCUGCGAGUGUGACAACUUCAACUGCGACCGCUCCAAUAAUAAACUCUGCGGAGGACACGGCCGCUGUGAGUGCAGGGUGUGUAUCUGUGACGCUAACUACACGGGAAGCGCGUGCGACUGCUCUCUCGACACCUCCACCUGCUUAGCCUCCAACAAGCAGAUCUGUAACGGCAGAGGGAACUGUGAGUGCGGGACCUGCAGGUGCACCGACCCCAAGUUCCAGGGGCCCACCUGUGAGAUCUGCCCCACCUGCCCCGGAGUCUGUACUGAGCACAAGGAGUGUGUGCAGUGCCGGGCGUUUGGCACAGGAGAGAAGAAAGACACGUGUGAGAGAGACUGUAGCUACUUUAACCUCAUCAAGGUGAAGGACAGAGAUAAACUCCCUCAGCCGGUGCAGGCCUUCCCCCUCAUGCACUGCAAGGAGAGAGACGCCAACGACUGCUGGUUCUACUACACCUACGCCGUCAACAACACGGAGAAGGAGGUGCAUGUGGUGGAUGCUUUAGAGUGUCCGGCGGGUCCUGACAUCAUUCCCAUCGUAGCGGGCGUGGUCACAGGCAUCGUUCUGAUUGGUCUAGCUCUGCUCCUGAUCUGGAAGCUGCUCAUGAUCAUUCACGACCGCCGCGAGUUCGCCAAGUUUGAGAAGGAGAAGAUGAACGCCAAGUGGGACACGGGAGAGAACCCCAUCUACAAGAGUGCCGUCACAACUGUGAUCAACCCCAAAUAUGAAGGCAAAUAAUGGACGUGGGUAUCACACACGUGAAUGUUUGGGAAGGGAUAGGUUUGCAGAUAUCCUCAGUUUUCCUUGAAAUUGUUUAUUUUCUCAUUGUAUGUCAUUCUUUUAGAACAGUAUUGUAGCUUUGUAGUAGUAUUUUAUGACGGACUGGCUGCUUCUCAUCCCUUGCAAAUGUGUACAGUUUGUAUAAUCUUUUUAUUUACAUCAGUUGUUCUUCUUUAAACCCUGUGUACAUUCACACAUUCUCUCUUUUCAAACAGAACAGACAUGUGUGCCUUUGCAUCAAGUGUUUCACUUUAAGAUACGGUGCAAAGGGAUCCUUGAAUCCCACCCAAAAAUUGCAAAAACUCAUCAAAUGUAAUUUAAAAUCAUCAUAUGAAUUUUUGUUUAUAUUCUAUCAUGUUCUUUCUGCAUUCAGACUUCUUCGUCAGUCAUAUGUUGGCAUAAAAAAUUAUCUGACCAGUGUAUAUGCAAUUUAUUUUUUGCGCUAAUGUAAGUUUGGUUUGAUAUGCUAAUAAUCUAUGCAUAUUUGUUUACUGUCGAAUGCAUCCAAAAAUCGUAUUGUUGCUCUUAGAAAACCAUUAUGGCACUUGUCUUGUGUUCAGCUGAAAAUAUCUGUGUAGUUUAUAUGUUAUGAAGGAUUAUUUGUUGAAUUAUUACUUGGCUCCUGAUGACUAUCAGUGUAUUCAGGUGAUAUCCUGUAGUUUUUAGCCAAAUGUUCUUAAACCGCUCAUUAGAAAUGAGCACAAUUAUCGAUACCUGCAGAUUUCAAAUAUGUUUUCAGCUAGUAUAUUUUAUUAAAAAAAAGAAAAAAAAAGGAAGUGUAAUAUUUGAACAGUUGCGUAUUUGUCAAAGAUAAAGCUCUUUGUUGAUAAGACAAUAAUCUGGAGAAAAUGAAGAAUUAGAGUAGUUUUGUGUUCAAAUGUUGAUAUGCUCAUAGGUACAACAACCCUUUAUUUUUAAUUAUUUUACUGGAACGUAAUCAGCAGGUUCAGUCAUUUAAAUCUACAGGAAUGCUUGACACAAUAAUAAAUAUCAAGCUGAAGGAUGAUAAACAGAUGGCCUGCCACAACACCCAAUCUACUAGCUCUUUUCUAAGUGCCUUUUUCUGGUUUUCUCAAUAUUGCAAUUUUGAAUUUAUUUAUUAAAACAAAAUCUAAAA